AUGUCGACCGAGAAGCCCGUACACACCGUGGUGCUCGACACGGGCGCAAUCAUCAAAAACGAACCUUCCGUCUCAACACUCCUCGCCCAAUCCGAGAAGAUUGUGACUGUGCCCGCGAUAAUCAGCGAAAUCAAAGAUGCAGUCACACGGACACGAGUUGAGACGACUUUGAAACCUUUCUUGGACCUGAGGUCGCCCACUCCAGCAAGCAUCAAAGUUGUCACAGAUUUCGCGCGGAAAACUGGCGAUCUUGCAGUGCUCAGCAAACCCGAUAUUCAAAUCAUCGCACUCACGUAUGAAAUCGAAUGCGAGCGAAAUGGUGGCGACUGGAGGCUGCGACGAGCACCUGGUCAGAAAGGCUUGAAUGGUGCACCUCCUUCCAGGACGGAACAGAAUGCGGAUGGCGAGGGUGAAGCGAAAGACGAAAAUCAGACUCUGUCAGACACAGCGGAUUCAGAGCAGCCUCAAGCGCCUUCCAGACCAGAGCAGGAGUCAGAAACUUCGACCUCGGUACCCGAGCCAGCACAAGCGGUGACUGAAAAGGCCACUCCAGAUGAAAUCGCAGAAGUGAGCUCGAAGUUGCAGUCCAGCACGAUAGAAGUGGAGGAGGCACCAACUUCGACAAAAGUCGACUCUGCUCAGAACUCAGCGGAAAGCCAAGAUGGAUCCGACUCGGACUCAGACGGCUGGAUAACACCAUCCAACCUCAAGAAGAAGCAAGCGCAGGACGUAGCAGGCAGCACAAGCCAAACCCCGGAGCCAAAGACCAUGCAAGUAGCAGUUUUGACUUCAGAUUUUGCGAUGCAGAAUGUCGUCCUCCAGAUGAACCUCAACCUGCUAUCACCGUCCAUGUCGAGAGUGAAGAAUCUCAAGACCUAUGUCAUGCGAUGCCAUGCGUGCUUCAACGUCUCCAAGGACCUCAGCAAACAGUUCUGUCCUCGGUGCGGCCAACCGUCAUUGACAAGAGUUUCUUGCUCAACAAAUGCCAACGGGGAGUUCAAGCUUCACCUGAAGAAGAACAUACAAUGGAACACGCGAGGAGAUCGGUAUAGCGUCCCCAAGCCGGUGCAUGGCUCAGCAAAUGGGAAGAUAAGGGGUGGCGGUAAAGGUGGAUGGGGCAACGACUUGAUCUUGGCCGAAGACCAGAAGGAGUACCAGAGUGCGGCGCGGGAAGAGAAGAGGCAGAAGGAGAGGAGUCUGAUGGAUGAAGACUACCUGCCCAGCAUCCUUACAGGAGACCGUUCCAGAGCUGGCGGGAGGAUACGUGUGGGUGCUGGGAGAGGUGUCAAUUCGAAGAAGCGCUGA
Messenger RNA from Zasmidium cellare ATCC 36951, 1305 nucleotides. RefSeq lists its product as uncharacterized. The transcript has a single exon. The record is from RefSeq and is a predicted model, not a curated record. Gene Ontology annotation, molecular function: RNA endonuclease activity. Gene Ontology annotation, biological process: maturation of SSU-rRNA; ribosomal small subunit biogenesis. The coding region runs from base 1 to 1305 and encodes 434 amino acids. Gene Ontology annotation, cellular component: preribosome, small subunit precursor. Lineage: Eukaryota; Fungi; Ascomycota; Dothideomycetes; Mycosphaerellales; Mycosphaerellaceae.